This is a messenger RNA of Glycine soja, 1070 nucleotides long. RefSeq names its product protein PPLZ02-like. The record is from RefSeq and is a predicted model, not a curated record. Gene Ontology annotation, biological process: regulation of DNA-templated transcription. The transcript is spliced from 2 exons. NCBI's taxonomy places the organism in Eukaryota, Viridiplantae, Streptophyta, Magnoliopsida, Fabales, Fabaceae. Gene Ontology annotation, molecular function: DNA binding; DNA-binding transcription factor activity. The coding region runs from base 147 to 728 and encodes 193 amino acids.
AGUGCCACACUUAGAACUAGCCCAACUACAUAAACCCUCCCUCUCCUCCCUCUCCUCCCCCAUUUGGUACCACCACAACUCUCUAUCACUCACAACAUUUUCACACAAACACUUUCUGAAAAAAGAAUUCGUUUCUUUUCCCUAACAUGGCCAGAUCACAACAGCGAUACCGAGGUGUCCGACAAAGGCAUUGGGGCUCUUGGGUCUCCGAAAUUCGACACCCCAUAUUGAAAACUAGGAUAUGGCUAGGAACUUUUGAAACUGCUGAGGAUGCAGCUAGAGCCUAUGAUGAAGCAGCAAGGCUAAUGUGUGGCACAAGAGCAAGAACUAACUUCCCUUACAACCCCAAUGCGUCUCAGUCAUCAUCUUCCAAGCUUCUCUCAGCAACUUUAACUGCAAAACUGCAUAGGUGCUACAUGGCUUCUUUGCAAAUGACAAGGCCAUCAUCACAGGCAGAGCCUCAGAGAGUGGCUUCACCAAAUGUCAUCACCUCCUCCGCGAGCAACUUCUCCAUGAAGAGUAACGAAACUGAGACAUUGUUGUUGCCACAAAAGAGACAAGAAGAGGAGCAAGAAGCAGAAGGGAAUUGGGUUUUCAAGAAGGUUAAGGUGGAAAAUGCUCAGCAGUUCAAGCCUCUUGAAGAGGACCACAUCGAGCAAAUGAUAGAGGAGUUGCUGCAUUACGGGUCUAUUGAGCUAUGCUCUGUGAUUCCACCACAGGCUCUUUGAACUCACAUUGAGCAAGCAUUUUUAUUGUUAGUUCACAUUCUUACUCUGCUAAUUUAAUCAACUAAUUCUCUUGGACAAUUUCAGUCUCUAUUAUUAUUAAGUGCUUUAGGUGCUAGACUAGACUAGACUAGAAUAGUACUAUCUUCUAAGUGACUCAUUGGACAAUGUUGUAUGUACAGCCAGCCAAUCAUGUUGAAAUUGUGCAUUUGUUCUGUUCUCAUUCUUAAUUUGCAUUCCUAGUUGCGGAAUCAGUCUCUGGUCUGAAAUGUAAGAGGGUUUGUCAAAAGGGCACUGCUUUUUAGACAACUGGCUAGAAUAAGAACAACCCUUUUAUUUCAAACA